Molecule: messenger RNA, 1198 nt
Organism: Corticium candelabrum
Lineage: Eukaryota; Metazoa; Porifera; Homoscleromorpha; Homosclerophorida; Plakinidae
Product: protein SLC31A2-like
Exons: 4
Coding region: 144-953 (269 amino acids)
Biological process (GO): copper ion transmembrane transport
Cellular component (GO): plasma membrane
Molecular function (GO): copper ion transmembrane transporter activity
Source: RefSeq, a predicted model, not a curated record
AGUUGAUGCCAUUCAGCAUCAGGCCAAAGUGGACUGGCCGUACAGUAGUUCUGCCUACGCCUUUGUAAUUGCUCUCAUUAGCCCGGCGUUCAUAGUCCACGUGAUUGCGUCAAUAACGAGUUAGAUCCGCUUGAGACAACAAAAUGACCGUGUUGCAUUUUUCCCUUCAAUCGCGGUUCUGUGUUUUCGUUGCUCUUUGUGGCGGUCUAGUGCAAGCGACGUCUUCGGCGUCUGAUCACGAUCACCAUCUUCACAGGCAUAGUCACAGCCAUGGCCAGCAGUCAUCCGCUCCUGCAACGGCUAAACCGACCGAAGAGUUCAUGAACCACGACUUACAUUCGAAUCACGACCAUCACAGCCCCCGCCUGCAACCCUCAGCGAUAGACAAUAGCAGCGCCCACAACAAGAGCGACACCCACCAGCACAGCAUUCACGGUGACACCACGUUGCAUCGAAGUCACAACACGGGACACUCGAUGAUGAUGUACUUUCAUCUCGUGGGAGACACGCCUUUGCUGUUUGAAGGGUGGAACCUCGAUUCUGCCGGAGUCAUUGCGGGAGCCACUAUCGGACUAGCUGUGAUAGCAGCACUCUACGAGGCUUUGAAGAUGCUACGGGAAGUGCUCAUGGCAAUGACGCUGAGAAGAGUCGAACAAGAUGCUCUCGAAGGACACAAAAAUCCGCCGCGCAACGAGCAGCAGGCACAAGAAAACGCGGCCAGUGAUCGAAAGCAAUUUAUUCGUCUUCCGUUAGGGGACCACAUGUUGCAGACCGUUCUGCACAUGGUACAAGUUCUGAUUAGCUAUCUUCUCAUGUUGGCUGUCAUGACGUACAACGUUUGGCUGCUGCUUGGCGUUGUGAUGGGAGGCGGAAUUGGCUACUUUGUUGUUGCCCGUUACAUCUUCACUGCUCAUCCAACAACGGUCUCCAAACUGAGCGAACACUGCCAUUAAGGCUGUGGCAAUUAAUUUAGAACGAUAUUUGUAUUUGCACCUGCACGUUUCUUGAUGUACCUAAACUGUGUAAAUGUUUUGUACGUGCAUAGGAGGGUACUCUGAUUGUUCUGUAUUCUCCGUUCGUAUAUAGAUGCGUAAGCAUCGCGGAUAUACUGUACUCAGUCUCUCGCAAGUAGUCACAUGCAUGCGGUCUACACGACAAUUAAUUAAUCAGCACUAUGUUCCAACAACAUCAAUCUAAA